Messenger RNA from Penicillium mononematosum, 573 nucleotides. Its product is annotated as cupin domain-containing protein. Bases 1 to 573 code for a protein of 190 amino acids. The transcript has a single exon. NCBI's taxonomy places the organism in Eukaryota, Fungi, Ascomycota, Eurotiomycetes, Eurotiales, Aspergillaceae. The record is from RefSeq and is a predicted model, not a curated record.
AUGGCUUCCAAUACCAGCCAGCUAUCGCCCUUGCCGGCCGUCACACGGCAUAUCACAGGCCACAAUGAGAACGGGAAAGCAGUGAUCCAUUCCUCUACACCGGCUGAAUGGCAAUCACUUGGAGAAAGCCAGAUGGCAUUCAACGUUGUUUACACGAACCAAUUCGCUCCAGAUCUCAACAAUGACGCGGACAUCAAGGCCCACGAGACCUUGACACAAUCGGACAAGCUGGGUCUCGUUAACCCGGGUGGAACGGUGUGUCGCAUUGUGGACUUCGCCCCCAACAACCCUGCUGUGGUUCACCGGACGCAGAGUCUAGACUACGGCGUGGUGCUCGAAGGGCAGGUUGAAAUGAUCUUGGAAGACAGCGAGCCAGUCAUCAUGAACAGAGGGGAUGUUGCGGUACAGCGGGCUACGAUGCAUGGGUGGCGCAACACCAGCGAGACAGAAUGGGCCCGUAUACUGUUCGUGCUGCAGGAUUGCAAGAAAUUGACGGUUGCUGGGAAGGAAAUGAAAGAAGACCUGGGAAUUGCGGCUGGAGUACUUAAGCCGAGUGGCAAUAGUCAGGAGUAA